Molecule: messenger RNA, 591 nt
Organism: Pleurotus ostreatus (oyster mushroom)
Lineage: Eukaryota; Fungi; Basidiomycota; Agaricomycetes; Agaricales; Pleurotaceae
Exons: 3
Coding region: 1-591 (196 amino acids)
Source: RefSeq, a predicted model, not a curated record
AUGCCGCCCGGUCCAUCCUUCAAUACCUUCGCGAAUUACAAAUUCUCCAUGGACGGAAGCAUCGUUGGCGAGUAUACGCAUGAAGCAGAACGCACGCCAGACUAUCUCUAUAACACCCCGGUCUACGUCAACACCUCCUUGGAUAAUGCAUACCACAACUUCAGCAUCAUUAUGGAUUCUACGAAACGCUCCGUCCUAAUCCUGUUUGACUACGCUGUCUACACUAUGAUCGGCGUAAAUAUCGUGAACCUAUCGGCAUCUGUGCCAAAUCAACCUACAUUUCCCUCCGAAGUAACCAAUAUGCCCUCUACGGGUACCACUGCUGGUAACACUUCCGGGACACUAUCGACAUCCCCCGAGGAUCAACCUACAGCGCCCCCAGAUGUAACAAAUAGGUCUCGAAUAUCCUCGUCUGUCGUUUCGUUUGUCGGCGGCGACGAACACUGGGUAUUCACAGCAAUGAGAGACCUGCGACCAUCACCCACAACCCUCUUCUUGUCCUCGACCCAAACGUGUCAGCUCUACCACGUAUGCCCCGCGAUGGGGGGCCAAGACUCUUUGAUGAUACAAUUAGAGAACUACGCCAGAUGA